Arxiozyma heterogenica is the source of this 2058-nucleotide messenger RNA. RefSeq names its product transketolase TKL2 (gene TKL2). The coding region runs from base 1 to 2058 and encodes 685 amino acids. Gene Ontology annotation, biological process: pentose-phosphate shunt. Gene Ontology annotation, molecular function: transketolase activity. The record is from RefSeq and is a predicted model, not a curated record. The transcript has a single exon. Gene Ontology annotation, cellular component: nucleus; cytosol. Lineage: Eukaryota; Fungi; Ascomycota; Saccharomycetes; Saccharomycetales; Saccharomycetaceae.
AUGAAAUUUGAGGAUAUUGAUAAAUUAGCAAUCUCUACGUUGAGAUUAUUAUCUGUCGAUCAGGUUGCAAGUGCACAAUCUGGUCAUCCGGGUGCACCCCUAGGGUUAGCACCAACAGCUCAUGUCCUUUGGAGACAUAUGAAAUUCAAUCCAAAGAAUGUUGGGUGGAUUAAUAAAGAUAGAUUUGUUCUCUCCAACGGUCAUGCUUGUGCCUUAUUAUACUCUCUUUUACAUUUAUCUGGUUAUGACUAUUCAAUUGACGAUUUAAAACAGUUUCGUCACUUAAAUUCAAGGACUCCAGGGCAUCCAGAAGCUGAGCUACCUGGUAUCGAGACUACCACAGGUCCUCUAGGACAAGGUAUAGCCAAUUCGGUGGGUCUUGCUAUUGCACAAGCUAAUUUUGCUGCAACUUAUAAUAAACCAAAUGAUAACAUGAUAAUAUCGGAUUCUUACACUUAUGUUUUCCUUGGCGACGGUUGCUUGCAAGAAGGUGUGGCUAGUGAAGCAUGCUCUUUAGCUGGUCACUUGAAAUUGGGUAACUUAAUCGUGUUUUAUGAUGACAAUAAAAUAACUAUUGAUGGUAAAACACAAUUGUCUUUUGAUGAAGAUGUUUUAAAAAGAUUCGAGGCUUAUGGUUGGGAAACUUUGACAGUUGAAAACGGCGAUGAAGAUUUGAAUGCAAUCUCAGAUGCGUUAGAAAGGGCGCAGAAUAACAAAGAUCAGCCUUCCAUUAUUAAAGUCACCACAACAAUUGGAUUUGGUUCAUUAAAUCAAGGUAAAGAAGUAGUUCAUGGAUCACCGCUAAAGGAGGACGAUGUUAAGCAGAUCAAAAAGAAGUUUGGAUUCGAUCCCAAUAAAUCGUUUGUAGUACCACAAGAGGUCUAUGAUUUUUAUAAGAAUAAUAUUAUUAACCCUGGUAUUGAAGUUAAUAAAAAAUGGGACCAAAUUUUAGAAACAUAUCUAGCUAAAUACCCUAAAGAGGGGGAAGAGAUAAAAAGAAGAUUAAAUGAAGCACUUCCAUCAAAUUGGGAUCACUGCUUACCAACUUUUAAACCUGAGGAUUCUUCUAUGGCAACACGAAAAUUAUCUGAGAUAGUGUUAACAAAAAUUGUUCAUGAAUUGCCCGAAGUUAUUGGUGGAUCAGCAGACCUAACUCUAUCGAAUCUGACUAAAGCAAAAGACAGUGUUGACUUCCAACCUCCACAAAGUGGGAUAGGGGAUUAUUCUGGAAGAUAUAUUCGAUAUGGGAUAAGAGAGCACGCUAUGGGUGCUAUCAUGAAUGGUAUCUCUGCAUAUGGAGCCAACUUUAAACCAUAUGGUGGUACAUUUUUAAACUUUGUUUCGUAUGGUGUCGGUGCAUUACGAUUAGCCGCUAUUUCCAAUGAACCUGUAAUUUGGGUCGCUACACAUGAUUCUAUUGGUUUAGGUGAGGAUGGUCCGACUCAUCAGCCCAUUGAAACAUUGACUCACUUAAGAGCUAUUCCUAAUUUGCAUGUUUGGAGACCUGCAGAUGGUAAUGAGACUGUUGCUGCAUAUAAAUGUGCCAUUGAAUCAAAACACACACCAAGUGUCAUUGCCUUAUCAAGACAAAAUUUACCCCAGUUAGAAGGUUCCUGUCACAAAAAAUCUUUAUAUGGAGCUUACAUCAUUUAUGACGUGGAAAAUCCAGAUGUUAUCAUCACCUCAACAGGUUCCGAAGUGUAUCUGUGUAUUGAAGCUGCCAAAUUACUAAAAAAAAGAAGCAAUCCAAUCAAGGCACGUGUAAUUUCUCAACCUGACUUUCAUUCAUUUAAUAAACAAACCAAAGAAUAUCAACUUUCAAUCUAUCCGGAUAGUGUACCUGUUGUCUCGGUUGAAGCAGGUGCAACUUAUAUUUGGAGCCGCUAUGCACACGAAAGCAUUGGUAUUAAUAGAUUUGGAUGUUCUGGGAAGGGUUUAGAUGUGUAUAAAUAUUUUAGCUUGGUUCCAGAAGAAAUUGCUAAAAAAGUUGAUAUAAUAUUGAAAUCAUAUGAAGGAAAAGUUGUUUAUUCCCCCAUUAAUAAAGUUUUACCUUUAUAA